Fraxinus pennsylvanica is the source of this 309-nucleotide messenger RNA. NCBI's taxonomy places the organism in Eukaryota, Viridiplantae, Streptophyta, Magnoliopsida, Lamiales, Oleaceae. The record is from the annotation of a GenBank genome assembly.
AUGAGCUAUAAUGGAGAUAAAAUUGCAGCAUUUGCAUCUGAAUCUGAUAACUUGAACACCUAUGACAAACAUGGAAGUGGCAGCUUUCAUUUAGAAAGUGACGAUAUAUCUCAAGAAAAUGAUGGUAAAUCAAGAAUAACAGCUCCAUUGAGUGUCUAUCAUAUGUAUGAAGCAAAACUGGCUGGCCUUUUAAGCAAGAAUGGCAUUCUAGAACUAGAAGGGCAGUUAGCAGCUGCUUUGGCUAGUCGUGAAGCAGCCGAAAAGAAUUUGUCAUCUGCUCUCAAAAGUCGAAAGGAAAUAGAAAACUAA